Molecule: messenger RNA, 1830 nt
Organism: Exophiala spinifera
Lineage: Eukaryota; Fungi; Ascomycota; Eurotiomycetes; Chaetothyriales; Herpotrichiellaceae
Exons: 3
Coding region: 1-1830 (609 amino acids)
Source: RefSeq, a predicted model, not a curated record
AUGUCUCUUCAGAAUAACUAUGGAGUUCGUGGCUAUGAAGGUGCAUCUUGGACAAGCCUAUCUACAGACAAACCCCUCCUGUAUUCUCAAGAACAGCUCCUCCCGCAAGAGAAAAGACGAUUUAUCCAUUGGAGAGCACCCACAGUUAUGAUAGUCUCAUUUGCUAUCGGGGUGCUGGGCGCCAUUCUUCAUCACGUUCUCUACUUCACUUUCAACAACCGAAUCGUCAGCUUCGAUCAUGAACAACAAAUCAUAUCAACAUCUGGGCUGGCUUUGGCUUUCAUUGUCAAAGUAUCCUUGGCGGCUUCAUCAGCCACUGCGUUCACACAAUGCCUGUGGCGCUCAUUGAGGUCCAGCGGUGUGAAGAUCCGUGCGGUAGAUUCGAUGUUUGACGUUCUCACCAAUCCUUUUGAGUUCUUGUAUGUGAAGGUCUGGGUCCGGCACCCUUUACUGACCCUUACAGCGGCUACAACAUGGCUGAUUCCGCUAUCCGCCAUCUUCACACCUUCCACAUUGACAGUGCGGCCUCUGAUGCACGAGAGCACAGAAGUUGUACAAGUCCCCCAGCGGCAGAACAAUGACUCACAGCUCUCUAUGCUGACCACUAAUGAUGGCUCGUCCUGGAUAUACUUUGGGACGUCAACAACCUUCCUCAAAGUAGCGAAUCUGAACAUCCAGCAAGGCGGCGUCCUCCCAGUAUCAUUAGAGUUGGGGUCACAAAACCUCUCCUACACUCUCGACUUUUACGGACCUGCUCUUCAAUGUGUUGAGCCUGACAGUACUACUACCGCCACCCUUCGCGAUGGCCUUUAUGAUUACAUGAACCAGACAGGAAAUAUGAUAUACUGGGCGGGAUUCGUGCCUCAAAGCGAUUUCGGGCCGAGCACAAUCAAUGCCACAUUUUUCGAGGCCCUCAUCGAUGGCAAGGGACAAUACAAUUUUUCGACGCCAAACCUUGGCCUGGAAGCACCCAGCAACGGUCCAGCAAAGGCAUUUCAUAUGAUGUACUCCUCGGAUAAUAUGACUGCCAUACCAGCUGGAAAUUGGCACUACGACGUGGCCGAAUGUACCUUACACAAUGCAUCAUAUAACUCACAUUUUGAGCUCAGUAGCAAUGGGCAACAGGUCAUUACUGCGAGUCGGCAAGUCCUCAAAGGUAUCGAGGGUGUGCAGUAUCUCCCGACCAAGUACACAGUUGACGAAGCAGCCGAACGAUUCAAUGCCCAAGCUUUCAUGCAAGCAUUUGGAUACUAUGCAAGCGGAACCACAACAAUCAAGAUCAACGGCAACAACUUUACCCCGGGGAGUUCUGUUCAAGUCAACCCAGUCUUGGGUGCAGCUAUCUCUGGGGCCAUGUAUUCCGACCCUGCUUUUACCACGACCUGGAGCCAAUUUACCGGCGCACUGGAAAGUCUGUUCCAAAACUUCACGCUAAGUUACCGCUACAGCAAUAUGCAAUUCGGGUAUCUCGAGCAGAACUACAGCUCUCAUGUAGCUACUCAAGCAACGCUCAGACAAUCGCUCAACACUUUCACCUAUGCGCCUCGAGCUCUUUUCAUAUCAUAUGCCGUCGCCAUAGGCCUAUCUGCAAUCUGUCUUGGGGUGGGCGUUCAUGCCAUACACGUCAAUCGACUCUCUUACGCGAACAGUUUCUCCACCAUCCUGCGUGUGACGAGAGACAAAGCAUUUGAUGCUCUUGUUGAGAACGGAGAAGCCGCUUCUGGUGCAGACCCUUUGCCAAAACAUGUUGCGAAUGUCACAGUCACAUAUUUCAACCAGAUUGAUGCCCAGGACGGAAGGGGAGCAGCAGGCAUGCAUGUUCUGUCAUAA